This is a messenger RNA of Acyrthosiphon pisum (pea aphid), 2096 nucleotides long. Its product is annotated as maltase 2. The transcript has 10 exons. NCBI's taxonomy places the organism in Eukaryota, Metazoa, Arthropoda, Insecta, Hemiptera, Aphididae. Bases 179 to 1963 code for a protein of 594 amino acids. Gene Ontology annotation, biological process: carbohydrate metabolic process. The record is from RefSeq and is a predicted model, not a curated record.
AGCUGGAGACUCGAAGUUCGGGCUCAGUGGCUCGAUCACACUUGUUGCGCCCGUUGACGUUUAUGUGUUGCGUGUGUGUCCCUGUGUUAUACCGUUGUGUUUACAUAUUAUAUGUGUGCCGUGCAGUAUAGGCCUACCUACCUAUAUAGUUGGCCAAAGCUUAUAAUAAUUAACAACAAUGUAUUGGACUUAUUUGGUAAUAACUUACAUACAGUUAACAAUGUUAACAUAUUGUAAAGUUGUUUUUCCACCAAUUGGAGCUUUAGAUUGGUGGCAAAAUUCUAUAAUUUACGAAAUAUUCCCGUUGUCAUUCAAAGAUUCAGAUGGUGAUGGAUCAGGUGACUUUAAAGGUAUUACUGAAGAAUUAGAUUACCUCGUAGAUAUAGGAAUAACCGCGAUUUGGAUAACGCCAUUUUUUGAAUCACCUUUAGAAUCUGGUGGCUACGACAUAACUAGUUAUGUAGAUGUACAACAUAUUUUUGGUACAAUAGAUGAUUUCAAGGAUCUUUUAAAUGCUGCACAUUCAAAAUAUUUAAAAGUUAUUAUGGACUUCGUUCCUAAUCAUACUAGCAAUAAACACAUUUGGUUUGAAAAGUCUGUCAAUAAUGAAACUGAUUACGCCGACUAUUAUAUUUGGAAAGAUGCAAAAAAUCAAGAGGAAGUGUUAAAAAAUAGCAGUAUAAUUCCUAUUGUGCCAAAUAACUGGCAAAGGAUUUGUGAUGAUGCCAGUGCUUGGAUUUGGCAUAACACUCGCAAACAGUUUUAUUUCACUCAGUUCGUUCCAAAUUUACCAGAUUUAAAUUUUCGUAACGAAAAAGUUCACGAAGAAAUGAAAUAUAUUUUGAAUUAUUGGUUGGAUUUGGGAAUUGAUGGUGUUAGAAUAGAUGCUUUAAAACAUGUAUACGAAAGCGAAAACAUGAAAGAUGAACCAAUAAUAGAUAGCAAUAUGGCGGUUAACUACAAUAAUUUGAAUCAUAUUUAUACAACAGACCAAGAAGAAAUCUAUGAUUUGAUUAAAGAAUGGCGUCUAUUGCUCGAUGACUUUAAACAAAACGACUCUACAAGGAUAAUAAUGACUGAAUCAUAUAGUAGUAACAGUGUUUUAUUUAAAUAUUACACUAGUGGAGCUGAAAUACCAACAAACUUUAAUUUAUUAGGAGACUACCACUAUACUCCGAAAGAUUAUGAGAGAGAAAUAGAAAAUUGGAUAACUAAAAUGCCAGUUGGAGCAACAUUUAAUUCGGUGCUCCAAAACCAUGACAAAAAAAGAUUUCCUACUUCGUACGGUUCAGAAUUAAUUGAUGGCAUGAACGCUUUAUCCUUAUUUCUACCUGGUGUAUCCAUAGUUUUAUAUGGAGGAGAAAUUGGCAUGGAAGACAUAGCAGAUAAAAUAAAUUAUGCAAAAGGACCUAUGCAGUGGGACGACACGGACAACGCGGGGUUUACUAAUAGCACAAAUGAACCGUGGGUUAAGGUACAUCCAGAUUAUAUCACGAGAAACGUGCAGACAGAAAGUUACGAUCCCAAAAGUUAUUUAAACUUUUUCAAAUCAAUAUCGAAAUUACGGCAGACUGAAACGUUUAAAAGAGGAGGGUUGGCGAUGGAUAUUUUUAACGAUGCAGUGUUUGUUUUGAACAGAUUUUUACCUGGACAUGAGAAUUACACGUUAAUUAUCAAUAUGGAUACAAAUUGUACACAAAAUGUACGUUUAUCAGACCAAAUAUCAAAUUUGAAUCUUUUAGCUGUUGUUGUUGGAUCAGAAAACUCGAAUUUCAACCCUGGACACUCGAUAUCAACUGCAGAGUGGUUGGCUCUAAGUCCCGGUGCCACAAUUGUACUCACUGAUAGUAUUUCUACAGAUGAAACAGCAACAGAAUCAAAACCUUCAACCAGUACUCAGUUAUAUAUAACAUUAAACGUUGUAUUACUUUGCUUAUGUUUCACUAACAUUUGUAUUUUGUAGUCUUAGGUCACAUAUUUUGUAAUAAAAUAAAUAAGUAGUUAAGUAUUCAAAAUGUUACCAAUACAUUGGAAAAUUUCAUAAUUUUAUUUUACAUUUAGGUAAAUUCAAAAUAGAUUAACUAUAUUAUUAAAUA